Protopolystoma xenopodis is the source of this 981-nucleotide messenger RNA. The record is from the annotation of a GenBank genome assembly. NCBI's taxonomy places the organism in Eukaryota, Metazoa, Platyhelminthes, Monogenea, Polystomatidea, Polystomatidae.
AUGCUUGUCAAACGAUCCACCACCACCACCACCCCUUUGACAGAUGAAAAAGCUGGAAAUGGCGGCAGCGUUGGCGUCAGUGGCGGUAGCGGUGGUGGUGGUGGUGGUGGUGGUGUUGGCGUCGGUGAUGGUAGCGCCGACCUCAUUGUUGCUCUGGAUGCUGGUAUGGCAGGCUGCGUAGUCGCCGGGACCGACUACAGCAGUACUGUGUCUAUGGGAGCUUCUAGUGGCCUGGGCUCGAGUCUCAAUCCCAGAGGACACGUUGCCAGCAGGAAAAGCGGGCUUCUUCGCGGCUUCUCUGCCAAUACAAGUAACAGUGAAGGAUCGCCCUCGGUUACGGUAUCAGCUAACAUCUGCAAACGGCCCUCAACUGGCUACUCGAGCCUUCUUAGUUUAGCUGCUGGCCCUCGAACUCUCAGCACUGGCACCGAUUUACCUGUAAACUCACUGAGCCCUAUUCGAGCGGCUUUUAGCUUAUCAAACAUCUCGUCUCUCUCGUCCACCAUCAACAGUUCUGAAAGUAAAAAUAGCAGAUAUACUUGUGGCAGGAGCAGUAGCAACUCCACUGCCUCCUCUGUUUCUAGUGGAGGUAAAGUAUCUUUGCGUGGUGUCAAGGUGACUCGGCUAUCGUCGCGCCUUUCCAGUGAUGCUCAACUAAAAACAGGUCUUUUUGCCGAAUUUCGACGCUAUGGCCACAUCAGCUCAGUUGUCGUUCUGCCCCCUGGGCACACAACGGCCCCUCCCCCUUCAUCAAAUGACUCUUCAACUGUUGGAUCGAGCACUCCCACACGGUGCGCAGUGAUCACCUAUCAGAAAUGUGCGGACGCUGAACGUGCCUACCAGGCAUACUGGGGCGCAGAUAAACAAGUACUUGGAAGCCGAGUCUGUGUCAGCCUUCACCCUGGCUUUGGUAAGUUAUGGAUACUAACGAUACUAUGUAUUGUUCUGAAGAAUUUCAUUCCAUAUUGGAGUAUAUGCUGA